AUGGGAGGAAAAGGAGAAGGAGGGAGGGGGGAAGACGUAACCCACUUCUUCUUCCUUCUUCCUCUUGUGAACAGGGCUAGUGAAGACUGCGAGCGCCGUGGCGGGAAGAUGUUGGACUCAACCCCGAACCAUCCGCCUUCAUGUGCGGCGGCGAAAGGGGUAGGAGGCAGGAGAGGGAGAACAUCUUAUGAGGUUCAGUGCCUUCCAAGUGAGCGAGAUGCCUUACUUAAGAUGAAGAGUCGUCUCUCAGAUCCUUCAAAUAGGCUCGCCUCUUGGUCUCUCCAUGCAAAUUGCUGCAGCUGGGUUUCAGUUGUUUGCCACAACAUCACAGGCCAUGUUCUUGAGCUCCACCUCACGACUCCACCUCCUUUACAUAAUAAUUUUGGAGGCAUGCAAAUACCUGGUUUUCUUGGCUCAAUGACAAGCUUGACAUAUCUUAACCUAUCUAAUGCUCGAUUUGCUGGAAGCAUUCCUCUUCAGUUUUGGAAUCUUUCCAAUCUGAUCUAUCUUGACCUUGGAGGCAAUUAUUUGGAAGGAAGCAUUCCUCAUCAAAUUGGAAAGCUCUCCAAUUUGCAAUAUCUUGAUCUCGGAGGUAGUGAAUCUAGUCUAAGCAUUCCUCGUCAAAUUGGAAAUCUCUCCAAUUUGCAAUAUCUUGAUCUUGGAGAUAAUCAGUUUGGUGGAAGCACCCCCCAUCAAAUUGGAAACCUCUCAAAUCUAAUCAAUCUUCAUCUCGGAUAUGUUGAAAACCUCCAAUGGGUUUCAGCUCUUUCUUCUCUUCAGCAUCUUGAGCUGAUUGGUUUAAACCUAUCCAACACCUUUGACUGGUUGCAGGAUCUACAUUCACUUCCUUCCCUGAGAGAGUUGCACUUGUUAGGAUGUGAUUUGAACCAUCAUUUUGAACCAUCAACCUUAAACUUUUCAUCUUUAGCCAUCCUUCAUCUUUCUGAUUCUGAAUUGGGCACUUCAUUGAUUCCAAAUUGGGUAUUUCAACUGAAAAGAUUAGUUCAUCUUCAAUUAAACAGUAAUGGUUUUCAAGGUCCCAUCCCAGUUAGUAUUCAAAACUUAACUCUCCUUCAACAUCUUGAUUUAUCUGACAAUCAGUUCAACUCUUCUCUUCCUGAUUGGUUGUACAGUUUUAGUCAUUUAAAGUCCCUCAUUCUCUCUCAAAACCAAUUGGUUGGCACAAUUUCUAUGAAUGUUGGAAACUUGACUUCUCUUGUUACUCUUGAUUUAAAUGGAAAUCUUUUAGAAGGAUCGAUUCCAACUUCUAUGGGAAAUCUUUGCAACUUGAAAAAACUGGAUAUUUCAAACAUGAAGUGCAACCAACAAAUUUCUCAAAUAUUAAAAAUUCUUUUAGAAAGAUGUGUUUCUCAUGCACUAGAGAUUUUUUAUAUGAGUGAUUCUCAAUUAUCUGGCCAUCUCACUUACCAAAUUGGUCUUCUUAAGAAUCUUGUUGAACUUGAUCUUUCUUCUAACUCCAUUCAAGGUGCACUUCCUGACUCAUUAGGAAACAUUAAAUCUUUGAUAUGUCUUGAUCUUUGGAACAACACUUUUAAAAGUGCAAUUCCUAUAUCAUUUGGAAAUCUAACAUCUUUGAUGUAUCUUGAUCUCUAUGAAAAUCAACUUGAAGCUAAUCCUUUCGAAAUCCUUGGAUCACUCUGUAAAUUGAAUGUCCUUAUUUGGGGUAUAAUCUUUUCCAAGGAGUUGUCAAAGAAGUCCACCUUGUUAAUUUUACCCAUCUGCAAGAUUAUGUACCAAAAAACCAACUCGCUUUAA
Molecule: messenger RNA, 1776 nt
Organism: Neltuma alba
Lineage: Eukaryota; Viridiplantae; Streptophyta; Magnoliopsida; Fabales; Fabaceae
Product: probably inactive leucine-rich repeat receptor-like protein kinase At2g25790
Exons: 3
Coding region: 1-1776 (591 amino acids)
Molecular function (GO): protein binding
Source: RefSeq, a predicted model, not a curated record